Molecule: messenger RNA, 812 nt
Organism: Bufo gargarizans (Asiatic toad)
Lineage: Eukaryota; Metazoa; Chordata; Amphibia; Anura; Bufonidae
Product: N-acetyltransferase 8-like
Exons: 2
Coding region: 51-719 (222 amino acids)
Molecular function (GO): N-acetyltransferase activity
Source: RefSeq, a predicted model, not a curated record
GCACAGAGGAAGAGGAAGAGCCUCACUGACUAGUACAACUCCCAGGAGACAUGUCUGACUACGUUCUCCGACUCUAUAAGGACUCCGACUGCGAUGUGGCGAGGGACAUGUUUGCCCAGGGACUUGUAGAGCACGCCAACAUAGCUUUUCGCCAUGCAAUGUGCCAGCCACAAUUCUGGCUUCCGGUAUUGGUUGUGUUAACCCUUCCUGCGCUAAACCUUGUGUCAGUUACUAUGUCCGUCCUUCUGGUUACCACAGCCGUGGUGGCGUUAUGGUUCUGUUCCCGAAACAUGUACACGUCCUACAUAGAUUACGUCCUCUCUGACGACAUGUUGGACAUUAAUAAAUAUUACCUGCAGCGGGACGGUUACUGCUUCUGGGUGGCAGAGUCCACGGGGGGUGAGGUCAUAGGGACGGUGGCUGCUCUCCCUUCUUCUGACCCCGGAGGAGAAAAACAUCUGGAACUAAAACGACUCUCGGUGGCCAAACAUCACCGAGGCAAAGGGAUCGGCAAAGUGCUAUGCAGGACGCUCAUUGACUUUGCCCGGAAGAGAGGCUGCGAGGCCGUGGUCCUGAGCACCACGUUACCACAGAGGAACGCCACCAUAAUGUACGAGAAGCUCGGCUUCAGGCAGACGCACAGCUUUCACCCUCAAGGUGUCCUCGGUAGAUUCCUUGACUUCAGGUUCCUUGUCUAUCAAUAUGACAUCCCAGCAUAAUGGUGGUCCAGGAGUAGGAAGCCCCCGGUCUGUAUUCUCUGCCUCACAUUGGUCGGUUCCUCUGUCACCUCAGCCUGUAUCUCAUGAUUGAUA